AAUGAGAUAAGAUAAAGUCAGUGCGUCUUUCCUCACCGACAUAAGCCAGGCUUGGCCGUAAUGGGCAGGAGAGGGAUCACUGAUGCCAGACAGGAAAGCUGCAAAGCUGCUGCGCACAAGCCGAGAUGCUAAUAAACUUCUGUUCUUUUGCCAAACUGUGACGUAGGCUGACGUUUUGAAGAGGCGGCGCCGUUGCGUUUAUCAACGACAAUCACCGUAAAUUGCCCACAGGUGGAGCUGUGAUCAUUUGAAUGAUCGCGUGGCCCGGUCCAACCAGUGCGAGUCAAGCCCGUCGAGGCCCGGUGCGUUCAGUGCCACAGUGUGCGAGGCGCGUGACGACGUGAUGAGCGCGCGUGUCGGUGCUCCUCGUCAGGCUGCCUCGCGCGUUGAACAAGUGUGCGAGAGUUAGCAAAAGGACCCCUGCUGGACCCGCGGUAGAGAGCAUCCAGUCAAAGGGUAUUUUCACCGCCCCCGCGGAGCUGCCAUAUCAUCAAAGUUUGUCAGGCAGUGCUCUGCGCUAGCCCGGAGCUCCGACUGAGGAGGAAAACCACUGCCCCCAGAGCCAAGGAGACACCGGAGAGAGGCUGGAUUUAAAACCCGCCCUCUGGAGGAUCUCGUUUCCCCCAAAAAACCUCCCACUUUCCCCCCGUCUGUCUGUCUCUCUCUCUCUCUCUCUCUCUCUCUCUCUCUCCUCUACCUUUUAUUCCUCGCCUUUUGCCGUGUCCCCCGUCACAAUCAUGGAUCUCGCGGCGAGAUGUUUGUGUCUUCUUUCCUGCCUCGGCUUCAUGCUGGCGAUCGAUUUGGAAGCGAUUGACCCAGGCUACUAUGUGGAGCCCACUGCCACAUCAGAGGCGAUCGACUACAAGGAUCCCUGUAAAGCUGCUGCCUUUCUGGGAGACAUUGCUCUAGAUGAGGAGGACCUGCGAUUAUUUAAAGUGGACAGAAUAAUAGACUUGUCUCAGAAAACCGUCCAGAUUGUCAAUCACACGGAUGCAGCCGAUCAGAACAGGCAAAGCUCAAAGCGCAGGAAAAGGGCUGCCACCUCCAGACCGGAGCGCGUUUGGCCCGAAGGUGUUAUUCCCUACGUCAUCAGCGGUAAUUUUAGUGGCAGCCAGCGGGCUAUAUUCCGCCAAGCCAUGCGGCACUGGGAGAAGCACACCUGUGUGACCUUCAUUGAGAGGACGCAGGAGGAGAGCUAUAUUGUGUUCACCUACCGACCGUGCGGGUGCUGUUCGUAUGUGGGUCGCCGUGGAGGGGGCCCUCAGGCCAUAUCCAUAGGAAAGAACUGUGACAAGUUUGGCAUCGUGGUGCACGAGCUGGGACACGUGAUUGGCUUCUGGCACGAACACACUCGGCCCGACCGAGACGAUCAUGUCAGCAUCAUCAGAGACAACAUCCAACCAGGACAGGAAUAUAACUUUUUGAAAAUGGAGCCGGGGGAGGUUGACUCUUUGGGAGAAGUCUAUGACUUUGACAGCAUCAUGCACUAUGCCAGGAAUACAUUCUCCAGGGGCAUCUUUCUGGACACCAUCCUGCCACGCUAUGAUGUGAACGGAGUGCGACCACCCAUUGGCCAGAGAACCAGGCUGAGCAAAGGGGAUAUAGCACAGGCCCGCAAACUCUACAAGUGCUCUAGAUGUGGGGACAGUCUCCAGGACAGCAGUGGGAAUUUCUCCUCUCCUGGUUUCCCCAAUGGAUAUUCAGCCUACAUGCACUGCAUCUGGAGAAUAUCAGUCACGCCAGGGGAAAAGAUCAUUCUAAACUUCACAUCCAUGGAUCUGUACAGGAGCCACUUGUGUUGGUAUGAUCACGUGGAGAUCAGAGAUGGCUAUUGGAGAAAGGCUCCACUCAAAGGUCGUUUCUGCGGCGACAAGCUGCCGGAGCCCAUCAUCUCCACCGACAGUCGGCUGUGGAUCGAGUUCCGCAGCAGCAGUAACUGGGUGGGAAAAGGCUUCUCUGCGGUGUAUGAGGCAAUCUGUGGUGGAGAGGUGAAAAAGGACAGUGGCCAGAUCCAGUCCCCCAACUACCCCGAUGACUACAGGCCUAACAAAGUGUGCGUGUGGAAGAUUUCUGUAGCUCAGGGCUACCAUGUCGGCCUUACCUUUCAGUCUUUUGAGAUUGAGAGACAUGACAGUUGUGCCUAUGACUACCUGGAGGUGCGUGAUGGAAACUCUGAAAACAGCCCUCUGCUAGGCCGCUUCUGUGGCUACGACAAACCAGAUGACAUCAAAACAAGCUCCAACCAGCUGUGGAUGAAAUUCGUUUCAGAUGGUUCCGUCAACAAGGCCGGAUUUGCUGCCAACUUCUUCAAAGAGAUGGACGAGUGCUCCAAGCCGGACAACGGUCGCUGUGAGCAACGCUGUGUCAACACACUGGGCAGCUACAAGUGUGCCUGUGACCCCGGCUAUGAGCUGGCUGCCGACAAGCGCAGCUGCGAGGCGGCCUGUGGAGGCUUCAUCACCAAGCUGAAUGGGUCAAUCACAAGCCCGGGUUGGCCCCGGGAGUACCCUCCCAACAAGAACUGUAUCUGGCAGCUGGUGGCCCCCACGCAGUACCGCAUCACCCUGCUCUUUGACGUCUUCGAGACUGAGGGCAAUGAUGUGAGCACUGGGGUUAUGAAUCGACACGGGGUGUGUAAGUAUGACUAUGUGGAGGUUCGCAGUGGACUUUCAGCAGACUCGAGGCUGCAUGGUAAGUUCUGUGGGGCGGAGAAACCAGAGGCCAUUACCUCCCAGUACAACAACAUGCGCAUCGAGUUCAAAUCCGACAACACAGUGUCCAAAAAGGGCUUCAAAGCACAGUUCUUCUCAGAUAAAGAUGAGUGCUCCAAGGAGAACGGAGGCUGUCAACAUGAGUGUGUCAACACUUUUGGCAGCUAUAGCUGUCAAUGCAGGAGUGGCUUUGUGCUGCACGAGAACAAGCACGACUGCAAAGAAGCUGGCUGUGAUCACACUGUGAAUAGCGUAAGUGGCGUCAUCACCAGCCCCAACUGGCCGGACAAGUACCCGAGCAAGAAGUCGUGCACCUGGUCCCUCACCACCACCCCAGGCCACCGCAUCAAAAUCUCCUUCAAUGAGAUCGACAUGGAGGCCCACUUGGAAUGUGCCUAUGACCACAUUGAGAUUUAUGAUGGGCGUGAUGGGAAGGCGCCAAGCCUGGGUCGCUUCUGUGGCACAAAGAAGCCCCAGCCAAUCACGUCUAGCGGCAACAAGCUCUUCAUCCGCUUCUUCUCUGAUAAUUCCGUGCAGAAAAAAGGUUUCGAGGCGUCACAUAGUGCAGAGUGUGGCGGUCGUCUGAAGGCUGAAGUCAAAACCAAGGACUUGUACUCCCAUGCCCAGUUUGGUGACAACAACUACCCCGGAGCCUCUGACUGUCAGUGGGUGGUCUCAGCAGAGAAGGGCUAUGGCGUGGAGCUCAUCUUCCAGACCUUCGAGAUUGAGGAGGAGGCAGACUGCGGCUACGACUACAUGGAGCUUUUUGACGGAGCUGACACCAAGUCACCUCGGCUGGGCCGUUACUGUGGCUCAGGGCCCCCGGAGGAGAUCUACUCGGCCGGCGACUCCAUCGUGAUCAAGUUCCGCUCCGAUGACACGAUCAACAAGAAGGGCUUUCACGUCCGCUACACUAGCACCAAGUUUCAGGAUACACUGCACUCACGCAAGUGACCAGCAGGGGCCAGAAGGGGCCGCGCGGGGCACAGGGGCAAACGGAGGGGGCCCCUGGGGAGGCGCCAGCCCCACGCUCGGAAACCUUCGGCCACAAACAUGAAUCUGACGCAACAGAGCAGCCGGAAAACUACCAACCGCACCUCAGCUCCUAGGGGCUCUAGCUCCCCCCACAGACUGUGAGGAGUAAAGCCAUUCUGCAGUACACCUUGUUUUUACCUUUUUAUGAUUGGGAUCGGGGAGGGAGGGUGAACACGUUUUAGCUGGACGCUAGGGGAAAUCUGAUCGACUCAGUCCCCUCCCAGAUAGUGUUUCUUUUUAAAAGCGCGUGCCUCGUAAGAGGCUCACAGGAAGACCGUGGUUUCUCAGGACCUGUAGGAGGGCAGGCAUCAGCUGGACAGAUCCCUGCUUUUGUCGGGCCGGCCAAACGCAUCCAGGGAGACGAGGGAUGUAGGGUCUCAGUACACAAACGCUCUGCUCUCCUCACCUCUGUAGUUCAAGGAUUAGAAGAACUCGAGCUUUUGAUACUGUAUGUCAGUCAGUUGCAUGUAAUUUCAAGGAGAGGACGGCACCAGCAUAUGUGAUUGGCAUUGUCCCAGCAACAGUGGCGAGAUCCUCGCUGUUACCAUUAACACGGAUAUUACAGAAGCAGAUCUCUUACUAAAGGACUAAUUAAAUGAAAUGUGGUCCAUGUCUUCUGGUUGGUAACGGUUUCCUGAUGACUGGCAAUUUAUGUACCUCCAUGUAUAAAAUAAUGUAUAUGAUCUUUCAAAGGGAACGUGUGCUUUUUUUUUUCCAGCUCAAUCCAGUUAGCACUUUACAGUGAAUUGUUCCAAAAUCAUGAGCUUACCAAUUUUUGUGAAAUGCAAUGCCGGUUCACCUUUUUUUUUUUUUUUUUUUUUUUUUUUUUUUUUUUUGUUUUGUUUUAUUUUUUAAAUGCAUUUUAUCUUUUCUAUUUUUCUUGAAUUGCUCCAUCUAGUUCCUCAGGCAUACUUGAGCAGUGUGUGCCCUGUAACAUGGGGGUAAUAAAGAGAUGACUUUGUUUCAGUGUUUUACACAUUUACAUGUAAAAUGUUUGUCUAUAGGAAAUGGCUUUUCUUGGGUCAGUGUAAUGUUUAUUCAGAACCAAAUGAGCCGGGCUACUGUUGGAGGGCAAGGUGCUGUUGAAGCUACAGUAGCCUUAUAGUUGCCCUCUACUGCCACUACACUGGGCUAAUAUACAGAGUUGCUCACAGUCCUUCUCUCAGUUUCACAUUUAACGUUUGAUAAAUGGUGGCAUCACAGCAGCCAACAUCUGUUUGAGUCAAUUUUGUGCCAUUUGCUUGUCCUACUUUUAACAUUUUAUGUUUCAGAUUAAUUCACUGCCUAGAAACGGCCCAAUAACGAGGCCAAAUGUAAAUCUGUUCA
Betta splendens (Siamese fighting fish) is the source of this 5072-nucleotide messenger RNA. RefSeq names its product bone morphogenetic protein 1a (gene bmp1a). The transcript has 21 exons. Lineage: Eukaryota; Metazoa; Chordata; Actinopteri; Anabantiformes; Osphronemidae. Gene Ontology annotation, molecular function: zinc ion binding; calcium ion binding; serine-type endopeptidase activity. The record is from RefSeq and is a predicted model, not a curated record. Gene Ontology annotation, biological process: proteolysis. Bases 738 to 3665 code for a protein of 975 amino acids.